AUGCUCGCAUGGCUACUGCUCCUCGCGACACAGUGCUUCGUGGCCUCAGGGUGGCCUUUGUCGGCUCCUCGGAACGAAACGAAGACUCUUUUCCGCCGAGAAUGUGACUACAAGCCGGGUUCGAGUACCGACUUCGACUGCGACUUCACUCUGCCCACAGUCGAUCAGAUCAUAGCACAUCUGCGAGAUACUGCCCACGGCGGUCUCGCUGACGACCAACACUCAGCAGUCUUUUACACCAACUUGGCAUAUCCUCAAGGACAGUGGAACGCCGAGCAAAUGACUUGGGUACAUACUUGGCUCAAAGCAAGUGAGAUGACUGACAAAGUAUACUGGCUUCAGGGCGGCAUCGACUAUACAUGGUUUAAGAAGCAGACCUAA
Molecule: messenger RNA, 381 nt
Organism: Cyphellophora attinorum
Lineage: Eukaryota; Fungi; Ascomycota; Eurotiomycetes; Chaetothyriales; Cyphellophoraceae
Exons: 2
Coding region: 1-381 (126 amino acids)
Source: RefSeq, a predicted model, not a curated record